GGAAAACACAGCAGAGGCUAUUGAGGAGAAGAGGGGUGGAAGACUGGAGUUUUAUUUACAUGCUGAAUUUCUUUAAAAAAAAAAAAAAAAAGGAGAAAGAAAAGAAAAGAGGGGAUGAUGAUCUAAAGUGGAGAUGAAAUUAGAUGAAGGAGCCAAUGAAGGUUGAUCAGAAGUGAGAAGAGAAACUUUUACGGAGAAUGUGGAGAGGAAGCGGAGCCAGGAAAGGAGCUGAGGACUAUGUAGGAAUUCCUGACUGAAGUCAUGGGUUCAGAGGCAAUGGAGGACUGUGUGCAGGGGGCGCUCGCAUCACUUUACCCUCCUUUUGAGAGCACGGCACCUCCCCUCUUAUCUCAGGUCUUCUCGGUCCUGGAAUCAACAUACCAACACGACAGUCUUCGUUACCUCCUAGACUACUUCGUACCUGCCAAGCACCUCCUGCACAAACUCCAGCAGCAUGCCUGUUCUCAGUAUCUGGGGUGCUUGUUCCUUCAUUCCGGCUGGCCUCUCUGUUUGGGCGAGAAGGUGGUAGUCCAGCUCUCCACCUUGGACUGGAGGCUUCUUCGCAGUAAUGACUUCUACCUGCAAGUGGUGCCCUUCUCUACACGGUGUCCCAGACUUGCUCUGAAAUGUUUGGCCCCUGGGGGUCGCACGGUUCAGGAAAUUUUGGUGCCAGAGUCACAGCAUCCUCUUGUGUUCACCUCUGAGUGGCUACAUAGUGUCAACAAAGAAAGGGGUCACAAGAGAGAAGUUGGUGGUGGACUUGAUACUUGUCUGGUCAGUACGUGUGAUGGUGUGCUACGACUUCCAUGGAAGGAGGUAGUCUACCCAAAGUUCAUCCACGACCCAUCUGAAGAGCUUGGCCUGAUGGCCAACCACGAAGGGAUGAUAUCCAACCGCCAUCCCAGUGAAGGGGGAAGCAGCCUUGGUGGUUGGGGUGGUUCAUCCUCUGGGGAACUGGACUCCUGGUCCUGGGAUGAAGAAGAAGACGACAAUCUACCACCAGACGGCUUGGACUCUGACCUUGCACUCAGACGAAGGCGUAGUGAAGAUGGGCUUGGGCGGACUGCAAGACAUCCUCAACUUGAUGGGGAUUAUGUGGAGCUUUUGGAACCCAGAGGAGGUCCUGAUGGAGGGGUUGAUCCAAGGCAGAGGUACCUGGAGAUGCAUGGAAUUUGUAAGACCAAGACUUUGCCCUUGUGUAAGAGAGGUAAGGCCAUCAAACUUCGCAAAGGUAAAGCAUGGGGAUAUGGGAAAAUGGAAAGGUCAGGAAGUUUCCAGGCUAUUCUUGGCAACAAAUAUGAUGCCAAGGAUGAUCGGCUACCAAAGCCUUCACCAGGAGUUGCAGAACCUAGCAGAGGAAGGCGGUCUUACUCUUCUUCUGUCCAUGACUCUGAUGAAGUAGAUAAAAUAAGUAGAGGCUCUGAAGGCCUAGAAAACCACCAGCUUUAUUUUGAUGCCCUGUUCAAAGAGAGGAGGCCAGGUGUGGGCAAGGAAAGGGAUAGCAAUGGCUUCACACAACCAUGUGGAAAUGACCACAAAAGUAAAGACUCCCAAAGCAGUGACAGCUUGGUCACAAGUGACAUCCAAUCUAAUGUAACAAACCACAAAGUUGGGCAUGUUGCAGCGGGAUUCUCAGAUCAUGGAUCUCAUUCAGACUCUGUUUUUGAAGAUACUGAUAAACCACUGAGUGACAGUGAUGCUGUCACUCCAACAUCAGAAGCACCAGAGAGACCAUUUACUGGAGUUUCUGAAAGUAAGGAUGUUACUGGCAGUGGGUCUAAUCUGAAGAGUUCAUCUACACCAAAGGACACAGAUAAAAAGGUUGAAGCAAAACUGGAGGAAAGACCGUGUCCUAGAGGAAAAGAAGUUAAAACAGCGGGAUUCAGAGGACCACGAAGGAAAAGGAAGGGAAAGGGGGCCAAAGGGAGGGCUAAGUCUGGUGGCCGUUCAAACCAGAAGGGCUCGAAACCGCAGGGUAAGGCUACUCAACCAAGCCCCACACCCUGCUCUCCAUCAACCAAGUCACCAGUCAAUAAGGAGGACCAGUCUGAGCAAACGGAACAGGCCGAUGAACCUGAUGGAUUGCCCACUGCAACUAAUAAAGAGAAAGAGAAUGCAAAGAAAAGCAGUGCAGAAGCAGAAGCUGAAUGUUUGCCUGUGUGUAAUGGCCAGCCCAGCACAUCUUUCUUUAACCACUCUACUGAAGAGACUGGGUCAGCAGAUACAUGUCCUGGCCAACAAAAUGGUGUUACCUCCAAAGAGCCCAUCCUGCUGAGGGAACUGGAUGCAGAACUACUCCAAACAGGGAAGCUACAGUUGACAGGUACAGUAGACAGGCUGGGCCGUGCUCUGGUGUACACGGAGGCAGAUGUGUCAGAGGAGGGUUUCUGUGUGGAGGAGAUGGCCCAGAUUUUGGCCUGCUACCACAGAAUCACUCAACCUGCAGCCAAAGAAAAAGGCCUAACAGUGUUAAUGGACAGCAGACGCUCUCCCCCUUCUGCUCUCUGCCUCUCUGCACUUAAACUGUUCCAGGUGUUGGUUCCUGGCGGUCUUGGAUCUGUCCUGUUUUUGGUGGAAGAGCAGCAGGAAUCCCCUUCUUAUAAUCUGGAGGGAGUAGAGGCCCACGCAGUGCGGGGAACUGGAGUCCUUCAGCAAUAUAUAGACAAGCAACAACUACCCAAAGAGUUGGAUGGAGAUUUCAGUCACUGUCACUCAGACUGGCUGGCUUUCAGACUGAGUCUGGAGAGUCUGACAGAGCGCUGCGAAAGUGCACUCUCACUGCUUGGAGAAGCUUUGCAGGCAAUGGAGAUGGAGCCAAUGCCAGAUAAUAUAAAGACUGUUCCCCAGAGCAUUGACAAACACAGACAGCUCAUGGCGAAUGUCCUGGCUGAUCAACGCUUGACCGAACUUCAGCGGAGAGGCGGAGCCUGGCUUGCAGGAUUAACAAACUGUUCAUCUGGACUAGCACAGAAGUCACCAGACUGCAGGGCUGCUCUUGCUGCAACUUCUAAACUCUACGACAGCGUGGAUGACGCUCUUCAUCGUCUUGUCCGAGUCUCCAACCAGAGAGGUCGUGAUCUAGAAGCACUUGGACGACUAGCUGGGCUUGUAGACAAACUGGAAAAGUGUGAUAAGGAGAUUGAGCAAGUGCAGUCCCAGCUGGAGGACUACAAGGACCCUCCUCUCUCCCUCAGCAGACUCUCACUCAAACAGCAGAAGUUCAGGACAUUCAGAGAAACAGCUAAUGAGCUGCAUAGUGAAACUCUGUCAGUGCUCAGUGAUUUGGAGGGCUGGUGUGAACUGAACUGGGCAGGCCUCAGCGAUGUCCAGAUCCAACUUCCUCCAGUCAGGGAGAAGUUGAGAGACAUGUCCCACUGUCUGUCAGACUGCUGGACAACUCUGGACAACACACAGAGGCUGCUGUCUACUCUAACUGAGGCCACCCAGUGGUGCGAUGCAGUCUCCUCCACCUCUUCUUCACCCUCUUCUUCUUCUCCCUGCCCACUCGCCUCUCUACCUCCAAUUCCCCCAUCACGUUUCCAAGAUGCGCGGUCCUUGGCCAUAGAGCUGGGUGGUGGGGCACUCUUGGAUCUCUGGACCCAGACUGUAGAGCGCUACCAGCGGACUGUGGCACAGGUCAAACCCCGGUUUCUCCAGUCUGAUAGGACACAGAAUCAGAACCAAGGGAAGCCCAAAACACCUUCUGCCAGCAGCUUGUGGGAUCUGAUGGGCCCUGAAGGAGAGGGUGACUGGGGGCUGGGAGCUGGAGGCGGGGAAGGGGGAUUGCAGUCAUGGGGAUCCCUGGCAUCACUGUUCAGACCCCAGACUUGCUCCACACUGAAGAUAGGAGAAGAUAAAGGGAAUAAAAAAGAAGCAGCAAGAGGAGAAAGUGGAGCUGGAGCAGGAGGAGCUGGAGGAGGGAAGUUCCUGCAGAACCUCCUGAAUCCUGCAAAGAAGAAUCCUACAGAGGCCCCGCUGCCUCCCAAGCCCCCCAGAAAGCGUCACCCAAGCUUUGACCUCCAGGCUCUCCUGGCACCCCGUAGAGGGACAGCCACCCCGAAAUCUGCAGAGUCUCCAGUGUGCGGGUCAAGUCGUAACUCCCCCAUGUCCUGGUUGGGACGACGGGCGUUAGCUGACCCGGUCAUUACCACCGGCAUGGCUGCAGCCAUCCCUGGAUGGGGCAGUGGAGGAGGAGGGGUGUUGAUCCGAGGAGUGGAGGUCAGCAGCAAGGAGGUGGUGGACCACACAGGUUCCCCACGGCAACAUGUCCUGCUGGGGAGGACUGAGAGGGAGACGGGGACAGAUAAGGCUGGCUCAAACGCACAGAGUAAGCUGUACCUGCUCUGGUGCAGGAUGCUGAGCUCAGAGAGGCAGUAUGUGACGAUCCUGAAAGGAGUAGAAGAGACAUACCUCCCCUUACUAGAGCUGGCAGACACCCCGGCAUCCAUCAGAGGGAAGGGAGAGUCACUGUUCCCUAACUGGACCAGUCUCAGUGCCUUUCAUUCACAGAACCUGCUCCCUGCUAUGGAGGGUGCUCUUGUUCAGAGCCUGUUGCAACAAAACUGUUUCAGCAAAUAUCGGGAGCAGUUUUUGCAGUAUUCCCUCUACAUCAGGUCUAAACCCGAGCUGGAUUCUCCACUGGUCAUACAGGCUGCUGACUUCUUCAAGUCCAAACUCCCCCAGGCCUCCCCCCUCUCCCCUCUGUCCUUCCCCCACUGUCUUCAGGCUCCCAUUCAGAGGCUGGAGCAGUACUGCGAAGCCCUCGAGGAGCUGGGAGGCAUAAAUCCUGCCUCAGACUCCGCCCUCUCCAUCCUGAGACACGCCCAGCGGCACGGCGAGGACCUCAGGGCCGGCGACCUCAUCGUUGGAUGUCCGAUCCCUGUGGCGGAGCGUGGUGAGCUGGUGCGGCAGGGUGAGCUCACUGUAUGCGGGGUGCCUCGGAGGAAGAGGGCAGGCAUCAGGAACGUUUUUCUCUACCAGCAUGUGGUGAUUUUCACCAAACAGAAGAGUCCCGGGCCAGGACGCACCACCUACAACUACAAACACAGCAUCAAGACGGGUGAGAUGGGUCUGACUCAGAGUGUCGGUGAUGAAGGUGUGAAGUUUGAAGUCUGGGUUCGACAGCCUCCAAAGACUAGAGAUUGCAUCACGCUGCAAGCACAAGACAGGGAAGACAGGGAGGCCUGGACACAUGACAUUGCCCAUCUGCUGUGGACACAUGCCAUCAAUAACACAGAGUUAUGUCUGAAGGAGUCACUUUGCAUGGGAAUUUCGAGUAAACUCCUGCUGGAUGCGACAGGAACUCCAGGCUCAGAAGUGGACUCCAUCUAUAGUCUGAGUGACAGAGUCCACAGUAGCUGCUCAGACUCCUCCUCUGUCGGCAGUCAGAAGGAGGGGGGAUCCCCGGCGUCUGGGAGGGACCCCAGGACAAGCUGUGGAUCAACAAGCUACUCACAGAGUCACUCUCCCUCUACAGCUGUGUGACUGUCAUCUCCAUCACUUUGAACAUCUCUAAUCCAACGCUUGGUGUGCUAAAACUGGAGUCCAAAGAGCAAGAAGACAAAGGAGAGAGCCUCUGACUCUGUCCGAACUUCUCCCACCAGCUUGCUCUCCUGCCCCCUUUUCCCUUUGUACCCGUCCGCUCUAUGAAAAAUACAUAAAAUGCCAGCAGAUUAGGCAGAGCUGUACUUUCUCCUGCUUCUUUUUAAACCAGAUCCGAUACGACCCCCCUUCCCCUUCAGAUGAAAGCUGCAUCCCAAAAGGAUCAAAAUUGCCCUGUUUAAACCAUGACAAUCACCAGCAGGGCUCUCUGCACUUCGCCAUUUUGGAUCUGCCAGUCUCAGUUGCUGGCAUAGUCAUCGACACCAAAGGCACUUCAGCCACACAGAGCGGCCAUUGUCUGCCCUGCAGCUCCCCACUAGGCCAAACCACUUGGUCUGAACCACUGACUGCCUGGCUGGCUGACUGUACGCAUCACAUGCCCCAGCAUCUGAUAAUAAACAGGAAGUAAUAAGCAGGGUGUAAAUACGGCGUGGGAUUGCAGAUUAAGAAUGUAUUAUGAACUUUAUCAUCCUCAUAACACUGAACGGAGAACUGUCUGCUUUUUUUUUUCUCUCUGUAAAAAAAUGCGUGGCAUAGGCAAGGUGUGAUUGCAUCUAUGUAAAUUAGGCAGCGGUGGUGUGAGUAUGCAUACACACAUCCAUAUACACAAUGUCCCUCAACACACGCAGUCAGUCUUAUUGUUAUAAGACAGUGGAGCUCUGUUCACAUUCAUGUGCUCACACUCUCACUGUGGCCAGUUUCGAGCCUGGUACAGUGGCUAAACCAACACCAGACAAGGUUACGUCUGGACACCUGCGUUAAGCACUGCCUUGAUGAAAAGGAGGAGAAAUUUGCAGAAUCACAUCUGAAAGUUAUACUUUCUGAUAAAGUGUGUACGCUAAUGGUAUUGCUUUUAUUAACAGUGGCAAAAGAAUUAAAGGAAAAUGAUAUUUAGUCUUUUUUUUUAAGUGUAACUUAUAUCAGCAACAUCUUGGUGCCUUAGAAACGUUCUUCAGCGUACUGAUGAGAACUGAAACUGAACUUAAUGCCACACUUGUUAAAUACAGGAUACCAUUUUCUAUAUGCCAAAGCUAUAAAAUGGGUAUCAGUGCAAUUUUUACAUGUACAGAUAUUCUAAGCUUGCUUGAUUGGAACGCUAACUCCAUCAAAUGGAGAAAAGGUUCAUCCGUUUAGUUGCUUUAUUUUCAGUUUAAUGAUUUUGUUUCAGCAGUCAUAAGAAAUUAAUCACAUUUGUUUUGUUUUGUUUUUAAACAGGCAAAUUAUGGAAAUCUACACAGAAUGCCAAAAAAUAUUAAUUUUCAGCAGUGUUUUUUUGUGUUUAAAGGUUAAACCUUGAUAGCAGUCUGUUUUUAAUGCUUGACAUGACAGUUCUUUACCCUCAAUUGUAAAGGAAUUAUGUCUCUAUGGUAAAUAUAAAGCUGGAGGAAGCAAUCAGCUUAGCUUUGCAUGAACUCAGGAAAGAAGGAGACAGAGGUAGUUUGGCUCUGUCGACAGGUAACCACCUAUCAGCAUUGCUAAAGGCCUUUCCUCACCAGGGAUACAAAUGCAGAAUACAGUUAACAUUAGGUAAAGUUCACAAUUAAGCUUUAAAAACAACAAAUGUCUUUAAUGGCCUCCAUAUUUUGUACAAGAGAUAAAAGCAAUGUGGGAAGCAGGAGGCAUGGUGAUGGAAUAAGUUAACGCAUCAUAAUUCUGCAGAUUAGGGUGAGAGUUCGUUGUAAGAUGGCUUUUUUUCCAGUUUGAUCUUAAAUAUACCUGAGAUGAGCAUGAAUUUUGGGGACCACGUUACUCAGUGGUAGAAUGAAACAUGUUAAAAAUCCGUACUAUUGAAGCCACUCAUAAGUUUUUCCUCCAUUGACUGAAGCUGAAAAAAGGCUUCUUGUCACGUCUAGCAGAAUAACCUCCAGGGGCCUGAGCCUGUCAAGGGCUGAGAUUCAUUCAUUCAAAUAAAAAGCAGAAAUGAACUUGUAUAGUCAUUUUCUGUAUACCAAGUAAUGUUGGGCUGCCAAAACCAUAACUAUUGAUUUAACCCUAACCAAGCAUAUCUAACUGGUAACCCCAAUUAAGCCUGAGUAAUGCCUGUAACUGAUCAGAUAGAAGAUAACAGUGCAUUGUUUUUACAACAAAAAAACAAAACUAGCACACCCAAAGAACUUUUUUUGUAUAUUCAUUCUACUUCUUUACUAUCGCCCUGACUUAGUAUGUUUGGGUCUAUAUACUUCCUGGAUUGCAUAAUCUAAUUAUUUUACCCGUUAAGUAUGUCUAUUACGACUUUAGAGUUUGUCCUGCACAAACAAAUAAUAUUGCCAUAAUUUCUAUGGAAAUAGCAGGCCAUUUUCUUUUCUUAUAUUUGUGAAAGUUAAGGUUGGCUUUUCCAUUUAAAUUUAAAUUUAGUUGAUAGGCCAUCUUAUUCUAUAUUUUAUGUAUUUCCUUUAAGUCGCACAUGCAGUUUGGCAAUGUUUAGUUAUGAUAGUGACUUGGCUAGGAGUUGUGAAACAGCUUGACUUUGUACGUAGGUGUAUGACUUUUUGUUUUUUAUUCAGAAAGGCUAAGAUCAAACAUGUUUUUUUUUUUGUUUGUUUGUUUUGUUUUGUUUUUUUGUGGUAACUUAAAACCUUAAGUGCCAAUAUUUUAUCCUCAUGACUGAAGUUGGGUUGGUAUCAAAAUGAUACUGGCAUUAAUGGAAAUUUGUAAGAUUUCCAAGUCUCUCUUGAGAAAAGGCCCUACAGAUUCACACAUCAUCCUACUCAUUCAAACUUAAUCGGUAGGUGUGUCCAAACUUUUGACUGGUACUGUAGUGUAUUACUUAGCUAGCUUAUGUUAGCCAAACCAGCUAUAGAAUGACAUGACUGUUGUCAACGCUACCACUUCAAGAGAGCCAUAUCAAAGGUGCUAAAUCUUGUGAAAAUCUCCAUUGUUCCAAGAAAAAAAAAAAAAAGUUGGAUUAUUUUUCUGCCACAUAAUAAUAAUUAUCACAUACAUGACAAAAACACUUUGACAGGACAUUGACAUGUGAAUGAACCACACAUAUUUAGUGCGCAAGGGUCUUAAUGCUUGCUAAUUAAUGUGUUACGUCUUGAAAUGCAAUCUUUGCAAACAUUUAACCGCAUGAUUUCUGCUGUUAGCUCAAUUAUUGAUUAAAUAACCUUUGGAAUUUAAACCCCAGGUUAAUGUGUUACUAUCUCUGCUAGCUACAUAUGUUUGACAAUAUAUAGUUGUUUGUUGUGGUGUUGAAAGUUGUCAAGUCUGUAAAGUGAAACCACAUAGACAAGGUUGACAUAGUUUUUUUUUCUGGAAAGCUAAAAAAAAAACAAAACAAAGGAAGCUAGCUAGCUAGCUUAGCUCUGCCUAAGGUUGCAGUGAUAGUGGGCCUGAUAUUUGAUACCCAUAUUUGAGUAGACUAAAACAUUUUGGUCAGCUACAUCACUGUAAAAUGUGUUUUUUUAACUACACAAAUAGCUAUCUUCUUGUAGCAUUCAGAGACUCUUCAAAACGUCCAGAUUUUCUGUCUAAUGAGAUUUUAAAAAUUAACUUCCUGUGACAAGUGUUACUCUAAUGCGUUUCAUUCAGAUACUCUCAACUUAAAAUCUCCAAGAAACAUCUAGCUCUGUCACUUACAGUGAAGUAGUUCAUGUUUUAUGGCAGCAAACACAAAGUCAGUAAAUCCAACAAGCACGUAUUCACCAGUGCAUCAAGCAGCGCCCUGAUAAAGGUACAGUACGAUGGCGUCAGGUAGCGAGAGUCGGCAGCAGCUGGAAGUUUAGCUCAAGCAUGUCUGAGGACAGCAGCUGUGGCAAUUUGUCACUGUUAUCAGAUUUAGCACGUUUCAUAUUUGCAUCUAAAUUCAGAAGUUGUAAAUGGCUAUUGAGCUGUUCCUGAAUCAAUAUGUAAUUUGUUGGCUUGGAGAAAUCUGUACACUUCAUAGCCUUUAGCUGUUUGGUACAUAGUGUUAUAUUGGAAGCAAUGUAAUGAACACCAUCUUUCAUUCUUACUGCAAUAUAGAUUGUCAUAUGCUGAAUCUGUCUUUUGUAUGCAAUUUUGAAGCAGUAUUAUUGUAUAGAAACUUUUCACUUGCUCUCUUUUUUUAAAUGACACAAUCUGCCAGAUGUUUACAUUUUUGGAAGCUAUGUGGAAUAUUGAAAAUGCAUGUUAUGCUUACUUGAUAAGUGUCCUUUUGUACUUUUCUGUGUUGAAUAAAACUGGAUUCCAAACCUCA
Molecule: messenger RNA, 9778 nt
Organism: Melanotaenia boesemani (Boeseman's rainbowfish)
Lineage: Eukaryota; Metazoa; Chordata; Actinopteri; Atheriniformes; Melanotaeniidae
Gene: arhgef40
Product: Rho guanine nucleotide exchange factor (GEF) 40
Exons: 27
Coding region: 262-5484 (1740 amino acids)
Molecular function (GO): guanyl-nucleotide exchange factor activity
Source: RefSeq, a predicted model, not a curated record